AUGAAGGAAGUUGUCCAGAAAGAAGUAAUGAAGUUGUGGAAUGCAGGGAUAAUCUUCCCAAUAUCUGACAGCCCAUGGGCGAGCCCGGUUCAAGUUGUACCAAAGAAAGGAGGAAUGACGGUCAUCACCAAUGAGAAGAAUGAGUUUAUUCCUACUAGAACAGUGACUGGAUGGAGGAUGUGCAUAGACUAUAGAAGAUUGAAUGAUGCCACCAGAAAAGACCAUUUCCCUCUUCCAUUCAUUGAUCAGAUGUUGGAACGGCUGGCCGGUCAUGCCUACUAUUGCUUUUUGGAUGGAUAUUCUGGGUAUAAUCAAAUAGUGGUGGACCCCAAGGACCAAGAGAAGACUGCCUUUACAUACCCAUUUGGAGUCUUUGCAUACCGAAGGAUGCCCUUUGGGCUUUGCAACGCCCCUGCCACAUUUCAAAGGUCAUACUUGAUAGGAUCCAAAGUUGUGGUUUAUACUGACCAUGCUGCACUUAAGUAUUUGAUGUCAAAACAGGAUGCUAAACUGAGACUCAUCAGGUGGAUAUUGCUCUUACAAGAGUUUGACAUCGAGAUAAGAGAUAGGAAGGGCACAGAAAACUGGGUUGCUGAUCAUCUAUCAAGGCUACCACAUGAAACAAUUCAAAAAGCUUCUCAGCCCCUUAUGGUGGACACUUUGGCCCAGAAAAAACAGCUGCAAAAGUACUGCAAAGUGGCUUCUAUUGGCCAACUAUCUUCAAAGAUGCCAGAGAAUAUGUUCACCAAUGUAAUGAAUGUCAGAAAACAGGAGGGUUAA
Molecule: messenger RNA, 780 nt
Organism: Arachis duranensis
Lineage: Eukaryota; Viridiplantae; Streptophyta; Magnoliopsida; Fabales; Fabaceae
Exons: 3
Coding region: 1-780 (259 amino acids)
Source: RefSeq, a predicted model, not a curated record